AUGUCAAGUGCUAGUACUGCCACCAUUUUCCUCCUCCUGGCCAUAGCAGCCACCACCAGCUUUUGCCUUCAAGAAUUGGAGAAAUCAGAAAACUUCCGAACCCAAACUGAUCAAGCUACUGAAGCUCUAGCUUUCAAUGUGAAGUCCGGUAGAGGGCUGAAAAGGAGAAAACCAAACGGGAAAAUUCUGACAUCAUGGAAUCCAGAAAAUUCGAAGGCGGACUACGUGGUGGCACAGGAUGGCUCUGGUACACACAAAACAAUCAAUGAUGCCCUUGCUGCACUUGACAAAACGGGUGGUAACCGGAGAAACCAAAGGGUGAUAUUCUACGUUAAAGCAGGGGUGUACAAUGAGAAAGUGGUAAUUAAGAAAAACAUGGAAAAUUUGAUGUUUGUGGGCGAUGGCAUUGAUAGAACCAUUGUCACAGGCAACAGAAAUGCUAAACGCGAUGGACAUGCCACGCACGAGACAGCUACAUUCGGUGUACAUGCAGAUGGGUUUUGGGCUAGAGACAUGACAUUUGAAAACACAGCAGGCCCCGACGGAAGCCAAGCAGUGGCACUAAUGGUGAGUUCAGAGCACUCGGUUGUUUAUCGUUGUAGCUUCAAGGGUUACCAAAACACACUCUAUGUACGAUCCAAAAGGCAAUUUUAUCGCGACUGCCAUAUAUACGGCACUAUCGAUUUCAUAUUUGGCAAUGCUGCGGUGGUUUUGCAAAAUUGCGACAUCUUCGUGAGAAAACCAAAUGACAACCAAAAGAACGUGAUAGUUGCACAGGGAAGAAAAAGCCCUGAUGAAAACACAGGGAUUUCUAUUCAAGGAUCGCGAAUUAGGCCGGCCCCGGAUUUCAUCGGCGUCAAAAACAUCCCUACUUUCCUAGGCAGGCCAUGGAGAAAGUAUUCCAGGACAGUGAUUUUUGAGACGGACAUUGAUGGCUUUAUUGAUCCAGCAGGGUGGUUACCAUGGGACGGCAGUGUUCAUCUUAAUACAUUGUUUUAUGCAGAGUAUAACAACAUAGGCUGUGGUGCAUCUACAGAACACAGGGCAAAAUGGCCUGGCUUUCACGUCUUUAAAAGUUGGAAGGAGGCUAGCCCUUUUACCGUGAAUAAGUUCAUAAAGGGAAGCUCAUGGAUUUCUCAGACGGGCGUGUCCUAUAAGUUGGGAGUCUAAAGGCCUCUCUUUUCGUCCUAGUAAUGUGGUGUUUACCAUAAUAGUGGUUUCAAUUAGAGCA
Molecule: messenger RNA, 1231 nt
Organism: Populus euphratica (Euphrates poplar)
Lineage: Eukaryota; Viridiplantae; Streptophyta; Magnoliopsida; Malpighiales; Salicaceae
Product: probable pectinesterase/pectinesterase inhibitor 36
Exons: 3
Coding region: 1-1170 (389 amino acids)
Biological process (GO): cell wall modification
Molecular function (GO): pectinesterase activity
Source: RefSeq, a predicted model, not a curated record